AUGUCGACGCCCGGUUUCGAGGCUGACCAUGAGCUCGGCAUCAGGGCAGCGAGCGAGCGAGAGCAGCCUAUCUUUAGCUUGGGCAGAGUGCAGUAUGCUCUCAGUGCUUCCUUAUUCAGGCUCUGCUGCAAUUCCAAUCAGCUACUGCUCGCCCUGAUGGAUGGAAGCGGUCCCAGACUGGUCAAAAUCGAUCUCACUCGGCCGGAGCAAGAAGACUAUCUCGAGAUAGCCAUCGACCCAAGUCUCGGUAGCAGCUCUCGAGGCUCCCAGCCAAUCGCUACAGUCUUGCAUAGCGUCUUCAGCGAUCCAUCGGGACGACACAUUCUCAUCUCGACCAAGCGAGGCGACGUCCAUUACAUCUGUUUAGGAUGGCCAAAGGAGGCAAACGGCCAUCGUCGUUCGCGUCCGCUCAGUAAGCUCAAGGGCGUCCUGAUCUCUUCAGUAGCCUGGCAUCCGUCUAGCUAUACGACUACCGAUGCAUCAUCACAUCCUCGGUCCCAGACAGCAUGUGACUGCAUCCUGGGCACCAGCGAUGGGCGAAUCCUGGAGACUCGGCUCGACGGCGAAGUAGAAAAUGCGCGUCCUUUCAGCAAGGGCGCGCAUGAUCGCCAUGUCAAGACUGUGUUCACCUUGCCCGAUCGAUCGCCAAUCCUCGGGCUGGCUCUUGAGGUCUGGUCGGGGCAUACUGCUGCUGCUGCUACUGCUUCGCGCUCCUCACGAGCGGCAGACAAGCAAAGCGUCGCCAUCAUCGCAACUACUGCGAGCAGAAUUUACCAAUUCGUUGAGACGACGCAAGAUAGCGCUACGGGCGAUGUGACGAUGCUCGAAGGCUUGGCCCUGCGUUACCGCGAUAGCGCUCCGCGGAUGCUUGAGCUCCCAAACUCGUCAAGUCAUAGCGAGUUGCAUGUUCAUCGGCAGGCGCGCAGAGGUGCUUCGCCGAGCGGACAGCCAGUCACAGCUAGUCUGGCGUGGCUCAUUGCGCCGGGCACCUACAUGGGCCGAGUGUCUCUCAGCAAUCAAGAAGCAAGCGACGGCAUCAUCGACAAUGCUCAGCUGCUGCCACAUCCGGUGCGGCCAAAAAAUAGCGCUGAGGCCCCGUUGAGUGCGGCUCUGACUGAACAUCACCUCAUUCUGCUAUACUCGCAUGCCCUCAAGGCUAUACGCAUCUUAGAUGACGAGCAGGUGUACGAGGACACCCUCGAUUUACGGCCUGGCGAGCAUGCAUUGGGACUGGUGACGGAUCCCAUCAAUCGUACGGUUUGGCUAUACUCCGAUCAAAGCAUCUUCGAGCUUAGCAUAGACAACGAAAGCCGGCACAUAUGGCAAAUAUAUAUGAAGCGGCAAAAUUUCGACGCUGCACUCGCUUUCGCCCAGACUAGCAUACAGAAAGACGCCAUCAUGACCAAGAAAGCAGACUGGCAUUUCGAUCAGCAGAGAUUUGUGCAAGCUGCCGAUUAUUAUGCACAGUCAUCAAGUAGCUUCGAAUACGUGGCUCUGCGCUUCAUUGACAAAGGCGAGAGAGAUGCGCUGCGCAAUUACAUCAAUACGUGUCUCGCACGCCUUGGCAAGGCUGAACACGCGCAGAAGAUGAUGCUAUCUACAUGGCUGGUCGAGCUCUUUCUCUCCAAGAUAGCGGAUCUCGAGGAUAUUGCGCUCUCUCAAUCGCACACAAGUCACACUUCCAACAUCGAUCUCGAGCGCAGCAUACUCGAAGACGAUCUGAAGAGCUUCUUGAGGAGUCACAAGGCGGAUCUUGCGCAGAAGGUCACGUUGGACCUGCUUAUCAGUCAUGGUCGUACAGAGCUUUUCCUUCAUUUCUGCGAAGUGAAUCAUGACUUUUCGCGCAUCGCUCGACAUUGGUCAGCAUUGGAAGAUUGGCCAAAAGUAGUUUCAGCCAUCUCAAGUCAAGACGACGUAGCACUAUAUUACCAAUACGCGCCAUCGCUCGUCAAGCAUGCGCCAAGAGAAGCUGUCGAUAUGUUCUUGCGCCAGCCGGCGCUAGAACCCACCAAACUGAUACCGGCCCUUCUGCAGCCUUUGGCGGUUACAUCGAGUUCACGUAUACACGUGCGGCGAUACUUGCAGUACUGUCUAGACGAACUCGACAUGAAGGACUCGGCGAUCCAUAAUGGAAUGAUAGCUUUAAUCGCGGGCGCGCCUACAGAGGCAGAGGGUGAUCUGCUGUACUUUAUGGCUGUCUCACAAGACAAUCCCGAGACAGGCAUGCCGUACUACGAUCUUGAUUUUGCACUGCGACUGACAAAAUUGAAUGGACAUCCACAAGCAUACGUGCAGAUCCUUAGCAAGAUGGGUUUACAUGACAAUGCGGUCACUGUGGCACUUUCACAUGGCGAUCUCGACCUUGCGAAGAUUCAAGCUGACAGGCCCGACGAUGAUUCACUGCGGAAGAAGCUUUGGCUCAAGAUCGCUCAGCAUGUCGUCGAACGCGAGAAAGACAUCAAAGCCGCAAUGGUCCUUGUCGAGGCUACCGACACGCUCGGCAUUGAAGAUGUGCUGCCCUUCUUCCCAGAUUUUGUCGUCAUUGACGAGUUCAAAGACGAAAUCUGCAGCGCGCUUGAAGUAUACAGCUUGGAGAUCGAAAGACUUAAGAUCGAGAUGGACGAAGCGACAUCGGCUGCAGAGGCAAUCAGAAAAGAUAUUGAGGCGCUUCAGAGCCGUUUCGUCACGCUCGACGCUUCAGACGUCUGUCAAAGGUGCUCACAGCCUGUGAUCUCGCGUCACUUUUACGUAUUUCCCUGUAGACACUCUUGGCACGCCGAUUGCCUCGUGUCUGAGAUCACGCGACUGUCGCCGCCACACGUCCUGCGAUUGUUGCUUGGCCUGCAAAGCAGGCUAUCCGUGGCUAGCGCCUCCGCAGGCCAAGCGAGCGUGCCAGAGGCGCGUGCUGGCGCGGUAGCGGCGCGUGCAGCAGCAGCUGGCGUGUCUGGCUUGAACGAGCUGAGGAAGCUGAUCAUCCCGGAUGCGCUAGUCGGUGCUAUCGUGCCUGCAAACGGCCUCAAGCUUGCGCAAGCCGUCAAUGAAGCGCAAGAAGCGCCAUCAGUAGGGAGCUUGGCCAAAGAACGCGCAGCCCGUAUCGAGCGCAUCCGGACACAGAUAGAUGAGAUCCUGGGCAGCAGCUGUGUAUUGUGUGAUCUCUCACUGCUCAAUCUGGACAAGCCCUUUCUGCAGGAAGGCGAGCCGGAGAUGUAG
Messenger RNA from Mixia osmundae IAM 14324, 3210 nucleotides. RefSeq lists its product as uncharacterized. Gene Ontology annotation, biological process: organelle fusion; endosome organization; vacuole organization. Gene Ontology annotation, cellular component: endosome; HOPS complex. Bases 1 to 3210 code for a protein of 1069 amino acids. Gene Ontology annotation, molecular function: protein-macromolecule adaptor activity. The record is from RefSeq and is a predicted model, not a curated record. The transcript is spliced from 6 exons. NCBI's taxonomy places the organism in Eukaryota, Fungi, Basidiomycota, Mixiomycetes, Mixiales, Mixiaceae.